GUUGGCAGCGCUGUCGGUUGUACAUCCGGGUCCUGGCCGUUGUUGGUGUUGUUUACGCGCUGGAGGCCGGCGGCAGCGCAGCACCCCAUUUUAGCCGAAAAUACCAUUAAACAGCGGUUUAUGUUUCCGUUCCGAUGUGUGAAUAAAGAUAAAAGAUGCCUAAGUGUUCGGUAAGCGGCGGGCAGGUCCGCUGUGACACAAACUGAACACUUUACCUCAGCACGUCUGUCCUGUUCUACACCUCAGAUCACCUCAGAGCACCUCGUCAUCCUGCUCUUUACACACUUUUACACCAUUUAUCACUGAUUUACACACGCCUGGGAUUCUCGGUCUGUGAGAUGGGUGCAUUCCUGGACAAGCCGAAGAUGGAGAAGCAGAACGUUCACGGUGAGGGGAACGGGCUACGCUAUGGCGUGAGCAGCAUGCAGGGCUGGCGUGUGGAGAUGGAGGACGCUCACACAGCUGUCAUCGGCCUCCCGCAUGGCCUCGAGCCCUGGUCCUUCUUCGCCGUGUACGACGGCCACGCCGGAUCGCAGGUCGCCCGCUACUGCUGCGAACACCUGCUUGAGCACAUUACCAGCAACCCCGACUUCCAGGGCAGUGGUGGAGGAGCGGAGGAGCCGAGCGUGGAGCACGUGACGUCAGGGAUCAGGACCGGCUUCCUGCAGAUCGACGAACACAUGCGGGAAAUGUCUGAAAGGAACCGGAGCGGCUCGACGGCGGUGGGAGCCAUGAUCUCACCGCGACGCAUCUUCUUAAUCAACUGCGGAGACUCCCGAGGGCUGCUGAGCCGCGCCGGCGCCGUGCACUUCUCCACACAGGACCACAAACCCAGCAACCCACUAGAGAAACAGCGCAUCCAGAACGCAGGAGGUUCCGUCAUGAUCCAGCGUGUGAACGGCUCUCUCGCCGUGUCCAGAGCUUUGGGAGAUUUUGACUACAAGUGCGUGAGUGGGAAAGGCCCCACGGAGCAGCUCGUUUCCCCCGAGCCCGAGAUUUACGCCAUCGAGCGCUCCGAGGCUGAGGACGAGUUCAUCGUUCUGGCCUGUGACGGCAUCUGGGACGUGAUGACCAACGAGGAGCUGUGUGACUUUGUACGCUCGAGACUGCAGGUCACCGAUGACCUGGAGAGGGUGUGUAACGAGAUUGUCGACACCUGUCUGUACAAGGGAAGCAGAGACAACAUGAGUGUGGUGUUGGUGUGUUUCAGCGGCGCACCGAAGGUUUCGCCAGAAGCCGUGAAGAGAGAAACAGAACUCGACAAAUACCUGGAGAAUCGAGUAGAAGAGAUCCUGAAGAAGCAGAACGAUGACGGAGUACCAGACCUCGUGCACGUGAUGCGAACGCUGACAUCAGAAAGCAUCCCUAACUUACCGCCCGGAGGAGAGCUGGCCAGCAAGCGAAGCGUUAUUGAAGCAGUAUAUAACAAACUCAACCCCUACAGGAAUGAGGACACAGACUCUGCGUCCGCCGACGACGUGUGGUAGCGUUUUACAACACACACAUCUUCCCCACGUCGCUCCAGCUUCAUGCACACACACACACACACACACACACACACACACACACACACACACAGUGGAACCGAUGGGACGCCGGCCGAAGAGGUGGAACGAGGGAAUCAUCCCUUUACACUCAGCUACACUCACAACGGGACAUUUUAUUCCUCCUUUUUAUUUUUUCCUGUUGUUGUUGUUGUUGUUUUUGUUUUUUGUUCGGGGGAGGGGGGGCUGUAAUUAAUUUGAUUCACAUCAAGAUGUGUGUUUGUAUAUUUGUUUUUAAAGUGCAAUUGUUAAAAAAAAAAAAAAAAGUCCGUAUCAAAUGCAGCUCGAUAUUAAAUGUACAAAAAAAAACUAAACAUUAUAAAAAGAGAAAAAAAGAAAAAGAGGAAAUCUUUAUGCACUAUCUGCCUUGUCCUAGGAAAUGUCCACUCUUCAGCUUAAUUCCCUACAUUUCCAUCAGGCGUGUGCCGGCGCCGGCUUUUACAUGGCGAUAUUCGGCGCUGCCACGAUGUUAGAACAGGAACCUGAGGAACCUGAGACUCUGGACAGAAACAACAGAACACACACAAAACCCACCACCCCAUCUAACACAAAUCAGUCGUCUUCCCACAAAGUAAACACGACGGCACGCGGCUGCUUAAGGUUUUAAGUGUUUGACUGUAAAUUUGUCAGUCGAGUUGUUUUACCCGAUGGUGGCGCCGGAGUGCGGCCCGUUCUGCCGGAGUCUCACGUUCACGCGGUCUGCCGUUCGUCUCUACUUCCGGUCGCUCUGGUUGUUUCGGAAACUCUUCGCUCCUCGUCUCUAUAUGAUCUGCUUCAGUCGCACUGCGUGUCCUGAAUAUCGCGGUGUAUCGUGUCACCGAUCCUCGGCACACGCCCGAUUUUUUUUUUUUUCCUGCUCCUUUGAUGAAACGGGUAAACGAUAACGGCUUACAGCGCAGAGAGCUUUUUACUUUUCUUUUUUUUUUAAGGAUCCAUUUGUUUUCUUUGGAUGUUUUUUCUUGAUUGGCACAUAGGACACAUUGCUUCAGAGAGUGUGUGUGUAUGCGUGUGUGUGUAUGCGUGUGUGCGUGUGUGUAUGUAUAUGCGUGUGUGUCUGUAUGUGUGUGUACAUGUGUGUGUGUGUUUGUGCGCAUGUGUGUCUGUUUGCGUGUAUGUGUGUGUGUGUGUCUGUAUGUGUGUGUACAUGUCUGUUUGGGUGUGUGUGUAUGUGUGCAUGUGUCUGUAUGUGUAUGUGUGCGUGUGUGUGUCUGUAUGUGUGUGUGUGUGUGUCUGUGUGUGUGCGCGUGUGUCUGUAUGUGUGUGUGUAUAUGUGUAUGUGCAUGAGUGUGUGUGUGCGUGUGUGUCUGUGCGCAUGUGUGUGUGCGCUCGUGUGUGUGUGUGUGUGUGUGUGUGUGUGUGUGUGUGUGUGUGUGUGUGUGUGUGUGUGUUUAAUUUCCCUUCAGUUCCACAGAGCACUGUUUCAUUGUUGAUCUUUUACGUUUUUUCCUCAGAAAUGUUUGUGUAUUUUUUAUUAGAACAGAUUGUGUAAUUUCUCUCUGCUGUGUUCCAAUCUCAUGUCGGUGCCCUUGUUCCCUUCCCCUUAGUGUGGUACCCGAAGUGUGUGACGAUCAGCUCGGCAUGACUCAGUGUAUUACUGUGUAAUAAACCUGUAAUUACAUAAUAAACUGCAGCGUAAAGACCACGACGACGACGAUCACACUGAUGGUGUGACAUAAAUAAGCCACACCCACAAUCAUACACACGACCACGGAGCCGUGAACAAAACCCAGCAGAAGCACGAAGGAGGUGUAGGACGUCUCCCGUCGCCGCUCAGAGUCUUUAUGGUGUUAAUUAACAUGAAUAAAUAAUAAACAGCUCGUUAUGUAACAGAUGAAGUAGAAAUUCUGCUCCUGGAGCUCCUUUCAGAUGGGGCACAGAGGAGCGGAGGUUCCAGGGGAAGUGACCAAGGGUACAUUAAAAAAAGGGAUUGGAACACA
This is a messenger RNA of Tachysurus fulvidraco (yellow catfish), 3481 nucleotides long. RefSeq names its product protein phosphatase, Mg2+/Mn2+ dependent, 1Aa (gene ppm1aa). Gene Ontology annotation, biological process: protein dephosphorylation; positive regulation of canonical Wnt signaling pathway; negative regulation of canonical NF-kappaB signal transduction. The coding region runs from base 339 to 1487 and encodes 382 amino acids. NCBI's taxonomy places the organism in Eukaryota, Metazoa, Chordata, Actinopteri, Siluriformes, Bagridae. The record is from RefSeq and is a predicted model, not a curated record. Gene Ontology annotation, molecular function: manganese ion binding; protein serine/threonine phosphatase activity; magnesium ion binding. Gene Ontology annotation, cellular component: cytosol; nucleus. The transcript has 8 exons.